Molecule: messenger RNA, 261 nt
Organism: Chaetomium globosum CBS 148.51
Lineage: Eukaryota; Fungi; Ascomycota; Sordariomycetes; Sordariales; Chaetomiaceae
Exons: 2
Coding region: 1-261 (86 amino acids)
Source: RefSeq, a predicted model, not a curated record
AUGGCCUCGGAAACAUGUAAGAGAAUCACGCACAGUUUCAGCACGAUCCCCGUCUCACCUCCUCGCUGGCCCGUACACAAGUCCCUGACAUCCAGGGUCAAGGAAAUCUGCGGCACCAUCAACGCCUUUGACGACGACGCCGGCACGCCCCUCUUCACCAAGGCCGCCUUCCGCGACCUGGCCCGAAUCAUCGCCGAGUCCAGUAUCCGCCCCGUCCAAGCCAAAGUUGUCUCUCUCCACUUCCCAAUAACGAUUAUUUAG